ACUCUCAGUGACAGUCCAGUUAGGAGUCGUAGUACUAGUUGUGUUCUCUGCUGUUUCUCUCUUCUCCUGUGCAAAAAUUCAAAAUUUCGGCUUCCUUCCACUAAUUCCUCCUAAAGUAGUGCAUAAACAGCAAUGAGCAACAUCCGACAGAUCUCCAUCACCCUCAGUGGACACACCAGACCAGUGGUUCACCUGGAUUUCAGCGAUAUCACCGAUUCUGGUUAUUUUCUCAUAUCAGCAUGCAAAGAUGGGAACCCAAUGCUGCGUCAGGGCGACACUGGAGAUUGGGUGGGCACCUUCGAGGGCCACAAGGGCGCCGUGUGGGGUGUGGCGCUGAAUGGACAGGCUACUCUGGCGGCCUCGGGCGCCGCGGAUUUCUCCGGCAAGGUGUGGAACGCCGUGACCGGAGAGCUGAUCCACAGCUUCCAACACAAGCACAUCGUCAAGUCCGUGUCGUUCGACGCCGGAUGUGAUCAUCUGCUCACCGGCAGCAACGAGAAGCUGCUGCAGGUGUUCGAUCUCGCCGAUCCCACGGCGGAAUCGGAGAAGUUCGCCGGUCACACGGCGGGGAUCAAGAAGGCCAUCUUCUGCCGCAACGACAAGUGCAUCCUCAGCUGCGCUGACGACAAAUCCCUGCGACUCUGGGAUCGACUCUGUGGCAAGGAGGUGCAGAGAAUCGACUUCCCGUCCAAUCCGCAGAGUCUCGAACUGUCCAGUGAUCGAAGCAUCCUCACAGUCACCAGCGGACACACCAUCACCUUCCUCGAGAGCGACACACUGAACCUGGUGAAGGAGAUCGUGACGCCUUCGCCCCUCGCGUCGGCGAGUCUGCAUCCUGAGAAGCACUUUGUCGUCUGCGGCGGAGACGAUUUUAAGCUCUACAAAUUCGAUUUUGUCACUGGAAAUGAAAUUGACUCCUUCAAGGGCCACUUCGGCCCAGUGCACGCCGUGAAGUUCAGUCCGGACGGAGAGCUCUUCGCCAGUGGCUCCGAGGACGGCACGCUGCGCCUCUGGCAGACGACCGUGGGCAAGACGUACGGCCUGUGGAAGUGCACGGAGCCCACGGAGAUCGCGGCAGUCUUCAACGCGGCCAAUCGUGAGGUGUCCGCGUCAUAGAGACG
Messenger RNA from Phlebotomus argentipes, 1121 nucleotides. RefSeq names its product serine-threonine kinase receptor-associated protein (gene wmd). Gene Ontology annotation, biological process: spliceosomal snRNP assembly. The record is from RefSeq and is a predicted model, not a curated record. Gene Ontology annotation, cellular component: SMN complex. NCBI's taxonomy places the organism in Eukaryota, Metazoa, Arthropoda, Insecta, Diptera, Psychodidae. The coding region runs from base 133 to 1116 and encodes 327 amino acids. Gene Ontology annotation, molecular function: RNA binding; protein binding. The transcript has 4 exons.